Lolium rigidum is the source of this 3303-nucleotide messenger RNA. RefSeq lists its product as uncharacterized. NCBI's taxonomy places the organism in Eukaryota, Viridiplantae, Streptophyta, Magnoliopsida, Poales, Poaceae. Gene Ontology annotation, cellular component: nuclear pore. The coding region runs from base 390 to 3131 and encodes 913 amino acids. The record is from RefSeq and is a predicted model, not a curated record. The transcript has 9 exons.
CUAUUUGGGAAAAUCCGGUGGAAGUCGGUGAGACGUUUUAACCCCGUGUUGCCUCAGGUUCGAGGAGGGCCGGCUUCUUGCAUCCCCAAACCCCACCGACCGCUACUACUGCGUGCCCACGAACUCAAUCACCGAUUCAAUCAUUCCAGCGUGUGCAGCUCCAAUUUCUUCUCUCUCCCCUCUUCCUGUCAUUCCAUCGAUAGUUUCCGUCUCCUUCCAUUGCGGGGGAUUUGGCCUGGUAGAUUAAGGAUAUGUGCUUCCUGCAAACAAAAUGUAUUCACCUGAUCUGAAUUUGAUGGAUAACUGAGACCGGAGCACAGUGAGGGUCCUGUCUUCAUUCGGUUCUCAGAUACCAUCCAUAAGCUCAGUCAGUAUCUAGUGUUUCAGCAAUGGUGCUUGGUCUCCGAACCAAGACAAAGAAGGAUGCCGCCAUCCAUGUAGACUUCAAUAUCUUCAUCCAAGAAAUAAGCCCAUGGCCCCCUUCUGAAUCCAUCAAAUCUUUGCGCUCUGCGGUUCUCUUUUGGGAAAAUGGUGAGCGAAAUUCUGGGAAGACAAACACUGUUGCACCAUCAAUCGGGUCAGGUUCCACAGUAGGUAAGAUUGAAUUUAAUGAGUUCAUAAGCAUACAGGUUGUUUUUCAAAAGGAGGGGUCAUCCAAAAGUGGAAAGUGGCAGAGGAAUCUGCUCGAGUUGAAUUUAUAUGAACCGAGAAGGGAUAAACUCAAGGGACAGCAUUUGGGGACUGCAACCCUAGAUUUGGCCGAGCAUGCAAUGUUUCACGAGGACGCUGCUGUUCCAGUGCCUCUCAACUGUAAAAGGAGUUUUAAAAGCAAUGCACAUCCUAUGAUUUAUCUUCGAAUCCAGCUGUUGGAUGGGGAUAGCUCGAGUGUUUCCUCCAGAGAUGCAUUAUCCAAAGAGGCAUCAGUUGAUAAGGAUUCAAAGGAAUUUAUGUCGGCAACAAUGAGUGAGGAGUACACUGAGGAUGCUGGGUUUGCUUCCUUCACUGAUGACGAUGAGGAAGAAACUCCAUAUCCGUACCGCUCUGAUGGGAGUGUGCACACAGGUAGUAAUAGAUCCCAGGACUCUCUCAAGGGAAAGGAUGUCAGGGUAGUUGGUAAUGAAGGCACCAGCUCAUCACUGGAUUCCCAGCAUGAAGUGCCAUCUUCCAGUACAAAAGUGAGGACUGAAGAAGUUGAAAAUCAUCCGAUUCAAAUUCAAAAGGCAAGCAUCCAUCCAGGGAUGCUGUCUCUUUUAUCAGAUUUACCCAGAGAACAAUCUCCAUCUCUUCCACCACACAGUGCUCUCAGAACUGGUCGUAAAAUGUCAUUUGCUUAUGGUAUGACUGACUCCAAUCAAAGACAAUUUGGCGACAGAACAUAUAGCACUUUAACUAGUGAUAGAGAAAAGAAUAUGAGGUUCAGUAUGAGAGUUCCAGAUGUUAACGGAAGUGCCAUAAAUAAGAAAGUUGAUUCCCAGAAGGAAGAAGUGAAUGAAGUUGAUUCCAAAGAUAUCUUAAUCGCUCAUCAUACUAAGGGCAGCACUGAUAAUGUAAUGCAAGCCCAGGUGCCAAUACGCAUUUCAAAUAGUCGAAGUGACAACAAAGUUCGAGAACUGGAACUUAAAGUUGAGAUGCUUGAAACUGAGCUGCGGGAAGCCGCUGCUUCCGAGAUAGGCCUUUAUUCUGUUGUUGCAGAACAUGGUAGCUCAGCAAACAAGGUCCAUACACCAGCACGAAGGCUGUCUAGGCAUUUUAUUCAUGCAUUUAAAAACUGGCCCAGAGAAAAGAUGGGAAGUGCAGCAAGGAGUGCUUCCUCUGGGCUGGUUUUUGUCGCAAAAGCUUGCGGAUAUGAUGUUGCAAGGUUGAGUUUCUGGCUGUCAAACUGUGUGGUGCUGCGAGCAAUUGUUACUGAGACUUGUAAGCAAUCGGACAACGGAAAUAGCAUUAAUGCUGCUGAUUAUAAUUCCAGCACAGCAUCCAGGAGAAAUUCUGCAUCAAUGUGGGAAUCACUUAAUCGGAAGAAAGGAAAACUGCUUUCACCUGAGUUUGAUAACUGGGAAGAUAUUGACACGUUUAUAGCUGCAUUAAAAAAGAUUGAAUCGUGGAUAUUCUCACGGAUUGUUGAAUGCAUUUGGUGGCAGGCAUUCACACCACAUAUGCAAUCUGCUUAUAUAAGUAGUGAAUCAAAGACUGGUUUGAAUCUGAAGAAACGUUAUGGAAAGAUUACUGCUGUGGGCAAUCAGCAACAAGCAACCUUAUCAAUAGACAUUUGGAAUAAGGCUUUCAAACAGGCAUCAGAGAAGAUUUGCCCAGUAAGGGCAGCUGGGCAUGAAUGUGGGUGCCUGCCUGUGUUGGCCAAACUUGCGAUGGAGCAGUGCAUAGCUAGAUUGGACAUAGCAAUGUUCAAUGCUAUUUUACGGGAGUCAGAAGAUGAGAUUCCAACAGAUCCCAUGUCUGAUCCAAUAACUGAUCCGAAGGUUCUUCCCAUCCCAUCUGGAAAAUUUAGCUUUGGUGCUGGGGUCCAACUGAAAAAUGCUAUUGGCAGCUGGUCCAGAAGCCUUACCGACUUGUUUGGUAUGGAUAUGGACGACUAUCUAGAAGUUCAGAAUGGGGAUGGUGAAAAUGGCAUUUCUGAAAUUCGCAAACCAUUCUAUUUUCUAAAUGCAUUAAGUGAUCUCCUAAUGAUCCCCAAAGAUGUGCUCAUUGAAAGUAGGAAAGAGCUUUGUCCUACCUUUAGUUCAUCGAUCAUAAGGAGUAUACUUCAUGGCUUUGUGCCGGAUGAAUUUUGCCCAGACCCAAUUCAAGAUAGUUUGCUUCACGCUCUAGAGUUGGAGGAGCAUCUAGAGGGCAGCGACAAGGGCAUACAAGCGGUCCCCUGCAGCGCUUCUCCCAUCUUGUACUCAUACCCUGCACCUGGAUCAGUCCUAAGCAUCAUUGGCGAUCCUAGGAAGAGUGGAUCGGCAGUCCUCCGUAAGUCCAACACGAGCGAUGAUGAGCUCGAUGAGCUGAGCUCGCCAUUGAGCUUCAUCUCCAAGGCUCCAGCGAAUCCACUUGCCAAGCUGAAGCAGAUCAGCGGCUCCAACAUGGCGAGGUACAGGCUCCUUCAUGACGUGUGGAGGCUAGAUGACCAGUAGUGGCUCACUAGUCCUAGCAUCUUAUGUCAGCUUAUGUGUAACCUGUUGUAUGUGUGUUCAGUCACCAGCACCAAUGGGAGGGAGAUGAAACACAACGUUUUGUCAAAAUAAUUUGGGUGCAUUUAGAACAUUCUGUUUUGCUUCAAUAUGGUUCUGGCUUUCCCAGACUGAA